AUGGAUGAGGAUCGUUAUUUAUACUCACCGCUAGGUAUUAUGUUCGUUACAAUGGGUGAGAAUCAUGAACAAGUCUCGUUUGCUUAUCCAUUUCAGGGUGAUUUCUCAUUCUCAUCCGAAUCACAAUCACUUUCAUCUUCUGAACCGUAUCAAACUAUAUACGCGCAAUCACCAAGAAGCAGCGAUGAACGAAAUAGAAGUGAUGCAGAACAAUACGGGGUACCAACAAAAAUCCUUGCUCAUUUACUUUCUGCAAGAGGUAUUUGUGAGAAACCAUUUGAAAUUAAAAUUGAUAAUAUACGAUUCGCUGGUUUUCCAAAGACCGUUUCACGUCCAACCGGUCGUUCACCACAGACAUUUCAUGUUGUAUUCAUUUUAAUUGCAAAAGCAGCGGCUGAUCUCGUUACGUCAUUUCAAGAACUCAGUCGUAAAAUUGCAAUUGCAAUUGAUGAGGAACAAACACGUUGUGGUUAUUUGGCAGAACAAAUGACAACAAUAUUAAAUGAACAUGAAAAGAACGAAUCUCUUUCAGAAGGCCAAGCAUUUCCUUAUCAUGAAGUACUCGCACACUGUUCAUUGACACAGGAUCUUCGAGACAUAUUCAAUGAUGUCAGUGAAUAUGGCGUAGUUCAUGUUUUCCUAAAUGACUGUAUUGAAGUGGGCUUUUGCGUUGAACAACGUGCGCUUUUACACGCGGGAUUGACACCUAGAACUAGGAGCGAAAUUGAGGCGACUAUUCGACGUCUAAAGCCAUAUCACGGAAUUUUGCUACUGGAAGAUGCUAUACCAGGACAUGACUCCAAUCCAGCAUUGCACUUUUUCCUGAAACAUUGUCAUCCGGACCAAAGUCUGAUGAGUAUCAGCGAUUCAUCAGGUCUUCCGCUAUUUCAAGUUCUUACCAUCGUUAGACAUUUGUUGUUAUGGGCACGUGCAAUUGUUAUAUAUCCAUUGUGCAGUAGUAACGUUUACACUUCCGCUACUUCACCGAAACCGUUGUCAAGGCUAAGUGAACAGUUUGGUGAAAUUUUCGAAAAUGCUCAUCUACCCACCAUACUGGCGCAAUUUUCUCCACCAUGUACAUUAGAGGAAUUCAUGAAUCCUUCUAUACACAGUUUCAACGAGCAGCAACUUCGCAUAAGAAUGGUCGCGCGACUAUUACGAGAUCAGUUGAUUAUGCAACUUCACACAUUCCUUUAUUUGAUGCCACCCUUUUCACAUGAAACUGUCUAUGAGUCUGCGGUGGAUACAGUCCAAAGUGAUAAUUUGCACCAGUUAUUGUCAAAUGCGAUGUUGGCAACUGAAAUUAAAGCUUCAGUAAUUCAAGUAUAUAAAACGAUGCUUAAGCAACAUCCACAGCAAUAUGUCGAAGAUUUGCUUCAUCUAUUUUUAAGACUGAUACCCUACUUGCGCGGUGAGCAUCAUAUAGAAGAUAUCAUGUAUAGAAUGAAUUUGGAACGAUCAUCCGUAAUGCGCGUUUUGGACACAUUUGCUUGCGUAAUUGCGCCAUUCAUGAGACCCGAAUAUGUUUAA
Molecule: messenger RNA, 1530 nt
Organism: Cercopithifilaria johnstoni
Lineage: Eukaryota; Metazoa; Nematoda; Chromadorea; Rhabditida; Onchocercidae
Source: the annotation of a GenBank genome assembly